CUGUAUUUUCUUUUUCUUAUGGGGGUUGACAAAGUAAGCUGAGGUCGGAGUGGUGGGUGCUAAUGGACAAGAGAGUUCUGGUGCUUUUGCCCAGGCCUGGAGAGACAGAGGGCAGCUCUGAUAUAAAGGAGAAUGGUGAGAGACUCAGACUUCCAACCCACACGAGUGGCUCUCUUUUGAACCCUGUGCUUGCAACCCCCAAUGCCCACACCCUCAGUGCUAUCAGUCUAAGAGUAAGGGAAGCAUAGAAAGAGAAAGAAGAUAGUGGAGGAGAAAGACAGAGGUCUGUGGUUUUCUUCUACCAAAGAAGAAAACCAGAAAUGGCUUCUGAUGAACCCAAAUCCAUAGGUGACAUGGGAUUGUUUGCUCCACCACCACCUCCAUCUCCGGGGGCCAUGGAAUGUUUGGGUGGUGAACGAGCUUGGGGGUUUCAGGGUUUGGCAGGGGGGAAAGACUAUCAUGAAGGUGAGCAGAACAGCAGCCUAGGUGAGGAAGCUGAAGGUGGUGAUGACACCAACCAUGAGAGUGGCCAGCAGCACAAGCUUUGUGUUAGGGGUCACUGGAGGCCUGCUGAGGAUGCGAAGCUCAAGGAGCUCGUGUCUCAGUAUGGCCCCCAGAACUGGAACCUGAUUGCUGAGAAGCUAGAAGGAAGAUCUGGGAAGAGCUGCAGGCUGAGGUGGUUCAACCAGUUGGACCCAAGGAUCAACAGGAGUGCCUUCAGCGAGGAAGAAGAGGAGAGGCUUUUGGCUGCGCAUAGGCUUUACGGCAACAAAUGGGCACUGAUUGCUAGGCUCUUCCCUGGCAGGACAGACAAUGCAGUCAAGAAUCAUUGGCAUGUCAUCAUGGCCAGGAAGCACCGGGAGCAGUCCAAUGCUUACAGGAAGCGGAAGGCCUCCAACCUUCCCUCCCUUGGCCCUCCCCCAGCUCAGGCCAUCCUGUCCAGGAGGAUGGAGGUGAACACCAUCAUCCACGCUUGCAGUGGUGAGUCCACCAUCACGAGCGCCAGAGAUGAAUCUGCUUCCACUUGCACAGACCUCUCCCUCACUUCCUUCACCAGCAGGGCUUUCCCAAACCUCCUCUACAGAUCCUGCCCAACCUACCAGCCAACACAUCCCUGUGAUAUCUCCAUUGUUAAGGAUGGGAAGGUCCACCCUGCAAGGAAUGGAUGCCACGACAAGUUUGGUGAUGCUGGUCGUGGCUUUUUCUCUGGAGUUGCUCCCAUGGAGUUGGUUCCUGGGGCUGAUCAAGCUGCUUACUCUUGUUCAACCACGGAGGCCUCAGCGAGUGGCACAGUGGUCUACCACAGGCGCAAUGCUUGGCCCCAAGCUGAACCUGAUCAUGGAAGGGAGAAGAUUAGGAUACCCUUCAUAGAUUUCCUAGGUGUUGGUGCAACAUAGGAAGAGGGUGACAGGGGAGGAGAGUCCAAUGAAAGAGAUUGGAAAUUUUGUGAAACCAGUUCUACUGAGACCUUUAAUCCUAGUAAGAUUCCAUGUUCA
Messenger RNA from Musa acuminata subsp. malaccensis (wild Malaysian banana), 1496 nucleotides. Its product is annotated as transcription factor CSA. Gene Ontology annotation, molecular function: RNA polymerase II cis-regulatory region sequence-specific DNA binding; DNA-binding transcription factor activity, RNA polymerase II-specific. The record is from RefSeq and is a predicted model, not a curated record. Gene Ontology annotation, cellular component: nucleus. NCBI's taxonomy places the organism in Eukaryota, Viridiplantae, Streptophyta, Magnoliopsida, Zingiberales, Musaceae. Gene Ontology annotation, biological process: regulation of DNA-templated transcription.